Molecule: messenger RNA, 495 nt
Organism: Parascedosporium putredinis
Lineage: Eukaryota; Fungi; Ascomycota; Sordariomycetes; Microascales; Microascaceae
Source: the annotation of a GenBank genome assembly
AUGGAGGACGAGAGCAAAGUCAAGGCGGCGAUGCCCCGCCUCGCAGCCCGAGACAAGAGGCUCCGGGAGCAGGGCAAAGCGGAAGGCGACAACGAAGAAGACAAGUCUCAGUAUCGAGACAGGGCCAAGGAGCGCCGCGAGGCCUUCAACCAGCCGAAGAAGCCGGUUCCCCAAGCAGUGAAGCAAAAACCGGCCAAGGCGGAGGGCUCGUCGUCGUCCUCGACGCCAGCGGCUCCCACGGCGCCUGCUCCCUCCAAGGGCUCUGCCAUGCUCGCCAAGAUGGGAUGGGCGGGCCAGGGCCUAGGGGCGAAUGGCGAGGGUAGAACCGACAUCAUCGUCACCAACGCAUACCAAGAGGGCGCGGGACUCGGGGCGGAAGGAGCCAACUUGGGAGAUGCCGGGGAGCUGGCGCGACGGAGGACCAAGAACGAUUACGGAGAGUACCUGUCGACGGCGCAAGAAAAGGCCAGGGAGCGGUACAAUCGGCUGAAUUAG